Messenger RNA from Callorhinus ursinus (northern fur seal), 2190 nucleotides. NCBI's taxonomy places the organism in Eukaryota, Metazoa, Chordata, Mammalia, Carnivora, Otariidae. The record is from RefSeq and is a predicted model, not a curated record.
AUGCCCAAUCCUUCUCAAGACAACCAAGAGUGCCUCCAGAAACAUUUCUCCAGGCCAUCUAUGUGGAAGCAAUUUCUGUCCCUGCCCAGGGCUGAGGGAUAUAAAGCAAACAUUCAUCAAACCAUGGAAGAUGAAGGCAGCACCAAAGCUGUGCACGAUAUCAAGGGAAGCCUGUGGUCCCUGCCCAGACUUGCUCUGACUGUAGAGUGUGUCCAGACACCAGCCAGAAUUGGAGAGCAGGCUGCUGAUCCUGAGAGAAAAAGACCAAUGUUUCUGCUGCCAUCGAGCAGCGCGCUCCGGACAGACGCGGCCGCGGCCCACCAUCACCGGCAGGUGCGCACGAAGUUAGCUGUAACCCGCCCAAGCCCAGCUUCCCGCAGCAUCCGAGUUCGAUUGGCGCCGGCGGAGCACCCACCCCAACCCCAGACCGAGGGCCUGGUUCCCUGUCCUCCUCCCCGGCGCCAAGGACGGCUCCGAGCGUUUUCUAAAUCUCUCAUUUCCCCCCCGCCUCGACUCCCAGACUCGCCCGCUGCCCUGAAGCUGCUCAGCCUCCUUUCUAGCACGCUCUCUGGCCUCGCGCGAUUCUUCUCUCACCUUCUCCGGCGACCCCCUUCUGGGGCUCCCCGGCGGCGCCCGGACUUGUCCCUCCUGCUUCCCGCUCGCUCCCUGCCAGCGGCUGGGCUCUUGCGGGGGCACGGGGAGCGGCCAGGCCGUCUCCAGCUCCUGCUGGGGGCAGCCCUGGCACUGCCCAGCCGACCCCCAGGGGGACGCCUUCCCAGGGAAGAGGACGCCUGCGCUGGGCAGAGCUCGCCCAUGCCCCCCAUGAGAUCUGAGCGGACGGAGAUGCGGAAACGGCAGAUGCCUGCAGCCCAGGAGACCACGAGCUCCACGCCAGGCCAGCCCGGGGCGGGGGACCGCGGGUCCAACACCUGCUGCUUCUGCUGGUGCUGCUGCUGCAGCUGUUCCUGUCUUACUGUUAGAAACCAAGAAGAACAGAGACCCAGGAGGCCCUCCCAUGAACUCACACGAGAAGACCUUCCAACCUGUGAAGAAAGCCCAAGUCCCACUCUGGAGGAGGUCAAUGCCUGGGCUCAGUCCUUCGACAAGGUAAUGCUCACUCCAGCGGGAAGGAAUGCUUUCCGGGAAUUCCUCCGGACAGAAUUCAGUGAAGAAAAUAUGCUUUUCUGGAUGGCAUGUGAGGAACUGAAAAAAGAAGCUAAUAAAACCAUCAUUGAAGAGAAAGCAAGGAUAAUCUAUGAAGACUACAUUUCUAUUCUUUCUCCUAAAGAGGUCAGCUUGGACUCCCGAGUAAGAGAAGUCAUCAACAGGAACAUGGUGGAGCCAUCCCAACACAUAUUUGAUGAUGCACAACUCCAGAUCUAUACCUUAAUGCACAGAGACUCCUAUCCCCGGUUCAUGAACUCUGCCCUCUAUAAAGAUCUGCUUCAGUCCUUAGCUGAGAAAUCGGUUGAAGCAUAGGAUGUUAUCAAAUAUAUUUAUUAUUAAUAAAAUAAUAAAAGAACUGAUGGACUACAUCUAGUACAGGGAACUUAGAGAUAGUAGUACCUUCUGCUAGAGUAAUACUUGGGCUGUUUUAAUAAACAGAUGCUUGCUUUUACAGAAGACUAGUCACAGUGUAAACCGUGGCCACCUGUAGUGAUACUUUUGAAAAAAAAAUGGGGUAUGCCUGUCUUAGAAAAAGAUAGGAUAUUUACAUUUACGGUCACCGCAGCAUGUUGUCAAUGGCAAAGGUUACUCUGGAAGACUACUGCCUGGGGCAUACACAUCCUCUGGAGCCAAACGGACCGCCUUUGUUUUGCAUGAGUGCAGUUAUUGGAUGACUCUCCUCCCAAGGAAAAGGCGUUCGGGUGUUUCUUAGCAACUCCUUCCUUCCGUCCAGCUGUUUUGAGUAUUUUGCUUCUCAGUGCUAUCACAGGACCCAAAUUCCCAUUUUAUAAAGAUGUGUCACCACUACUCAUAAAAAUGGAAUUUCAUUUUUAUCUUAGAAUCCAUGUAUGUAUGUGCACGUGUGUCUGUAAUGGUUAAUGAAAGUACUGUGCUCUUAAGUGGGUCAGUCGCACCUGUUUGGUAAGAAAGUAGUGUUUAGAAAAUUCUUUUGUUGAAAAGUUACCAUGAUUUUAUUAUCAUAAUCUGCCAACCUAAAGAAUGAAUUUUUAAUUCACAACUUAG